AUGUGGGCCGCCGCACAUUUCGUCAAAGAAAUCCAGCCAUACGAGCGCGACUUCAGCACUAAAGAUCCGCUCAUCGAUCACAAGCACCGACACAACCAGAUUGGCGGCGGGUGGAAUUGGAUACUCGCAUUCCUUCUCCCGGUCGCCAUCACAGUAGCUGUCGGAGCUAUCCGUCGCUCAGCCAUUGAUAUCCAUCACAGUGUACUAGGCUUCUACACGACAGGCGGUCUCACAUAUCUGCUUACCGAAUUCCUCAAGAAUAGGGUAGGACGUCUUCGGCCCGACUUCCUCGACCGCUGUAAAUGGGAUAAAGAUUUCAAGGCUUGUACAGGGAAGCUUGACUCUGUCCUUGACGGACGCCGGUCGUUCCCGUCAGGCCACUCGUCCAUAGCGUGGGCCGGCAUGAUGUUCCUGUCCCUUUGGAUCGCAGGCGCAACAGGAGCGUGGCGUCUUACGGAGCCGGUCCCGUCCGGCUUUCACCGUAGCAAGUUCGGGCGGAUCGCACUCUCGCUAGCUCCGCUAGUGUUUGCGACAUGGGUCGCGGUAUCUCGCGUUGAGGACUACAGACAUCACAAAGAAGACGUGAUAGUAGGAAGCCUCCUCGGGGCCACCUGCGCCACGAUCUGCUACCUCAUCUACUUCCCGAACCCCUUCGCGGCCGACUCACACGGCGCACGACGGCUCUACAACGCCGAGCUCUCCAGGUCGGGAGGCGCGAUGUCCCGCGGCGACCCGUACGCGUACGAGCUGGCGGGCUUGACGAACGAGCGAGGAGAGCAGAGUGCAUAA
Molecule: messenger RNA, 789 nt
Organism: Trametes versicolor FP-101664 SS1
Lineage: Eukaryota; Fungi; Basidiomycota; Agaricomycetes; Polyporales; Polyporaceae
Product: lipid phosphate phosphatase 1
Exons: 6
Coding region: 1-789 (262 amino acids)
Biological process (GO): phospholipid metabolic process
Molecular function (GO): phosphatidate phosphatase activity
Source: RefSeq, a predicted model, not a curated record